AUGGAGAUGACUUACCAGGCUCACAUCGACAGGGAGAUUGAAUCACUCAUGGAAAGAAUCCAUCCACCCAGGGUCUGUAUAGACAAUGAUUCCUGCAGAGACUGCACAGUGGUGAAGGGUGUUCUGAAACAGAUUGAUUGUGCAAACAGACAUGGGAUAUUAUUGGAGAUGGUGCAGGUGUUGACAGAUCUUGAUCUCGUCAUUUCCAAAUCAUACAUUUCUUCUGAUGGUGGAUGGUUAAUGGAUGCGUUCCACGUGACGGAUCAAGUUGGACACAAGCUUACUGACAAUUGCCUCGUCAAUUACAUUCAGCAGGCACUGUGUGAGGCUAGAAGCAGCAGAGGAAUUUCAAGCGACGUAGAGCUGCAAAGUUGCAAUGAACUACCAGGAUCAAAAGUGUCGUCGGUGGAGAACUUGGCCAUAGAGUUGACCACGACGGACCAGCCGGGCCUGUUUUUAGAUGUAUCAGCUGCUCUACUGGGCCUGGGCUUCAACGUUAGCUCCGCAACGGCAUGGACCCACAAAGACAGGGCUGCCGGCAUCAUCCAUCUAGAGGACGCAAACCAACUUGGGCCCAUCUACGACUUCCAACUUUUAGCCCACGUGCAGGAAGAACUCCAGAACGUGGUCAAGGCCCAAAUCGGGGAAGAGGAGAGGAAGAGAGUGAGGCUGAGGCUGAGGAGCUUCGCUGCCGGGCGCAACCAUACAGAGCGGCGACUCCACCAGAUGAUGCACGACGACGGAGAUUACGAGAGGUGCGGCGCAUGCCUCGGCCAGAAGAAGAACAAUAGACGUGAGGGGAUAGAGGUGUCGGUGGGUAGGUACGAAGAGAAAGAGUACUGGGUGGUGAACGUGAGGUGCAGGGACCGCCCUAAGCUUCUGUUUGAUACUGUCUGCGUCCUCACCUACAUGCAGUACGAGAUUUUUCACGCCGCUGUUAGCUCCAACACCUCCAUGGCCGACCAGGAGUACUUCGUAAGACCAAAAGGUAGUUUGAAGUUGGACAAUGAAAGCGAGAGACAAAAACUCAGCCUAUGCUUAAUCGCAGCCAUAGAGCGCAGAGUCUCUCAUGGAUUGAAGAUGGACAUUCACACUGAAAACAGAGCGGGACUACUUUCAAAGGUGACACGUGUGAUUAGUGAGAAUGGACUAUCGAUAACAAAGAUGGAUAUAGGAGUAGAAGGUGAGACAGCAACAGGAUCAUUCCAUGUUGCAAAUUGUUCAGGUGAAGAUGUGAAUCCAAAUAUAGCAGAGUUGGUGAGAAGAGAGACUGGUGGGAAACAUCCUUCCAUUGAUAUAUUCAGUGACGUACAAGUUAACAUACUUGGCUAA
This is a messenger RNA of Sphenostylis stenocarpa, 1332 nucleotides long. NCBI's taxonomy places the organism in Eukaryota, Viridiplantae, Streptophyta, Magnoliopsida, Fabales, Fabaceae. The record is from the annotation of a GenBank genome assembly.